GCCUUUUUUUAAUAUACAUGGUGCAUAAAGACAAUAAAGCAAACAUUUACAGAAUAUUUACCACAAAUGUUUAUAUUUAAACAUCAAAAAUUGAUUGACUCUGGAAGAUGGGACAUUAUUGAAAUGAAAAAUAACCUAAAUCUUUUUUUUAAUCCACAAAAGUAGAAGCUGAUGUGACACAUAAAAAUAAACUGGGUGUUUUUGCUGUGUAAUAUGAUAAGGUAUGUCUGAAUCUAAAGACACAUUUCAAACAUAAGUAGCAGAAAAACAAUCAUUUGAUUAUGUGAUUUGUUCUGUUAGUGUAGAGAAUAAAAGCUGCUUCUCAGUGAGAAAUGUUUACAGUCAUUUAUUUAAGAGUGUAACGUGUGGAGGUGUAUGUAGUGGGUGGCCUGAGUGAGGGUGUUCAGAAUACGAAAGAAAAAACUGGUAAUUGUGCUUUAGUAAGUACAUGUUCACAAGGCACAUAGUUUAUUUUCUCUUUGUGUGAUUUAAGAAGAAAACUAAACUCUGCAUUGUAACGAGAUUAGGACCCCAGAGUAGGAGUAUUAGAGCUGUAGAUGCACAUGCAGCUACUCAAGGCUUUAAAUCUGAUAAACUAAACACAAAACAUACAGGUACUGUCAAUACGUUUUUUAUUGUUAAACUAAGAAACUUGAUUCAUUAUGGAAACAAAAACUAUCAUGUUGAAUUUAACACCAGUAACGCAUUUCCGAGAAGUUCAGAUAGGAGGAAAAAAUUUACUUUUGUGUGGCUCGUUCUGAAGCAUUAAUAUUCCUUAAAUCGAACCAGUCCAUUGUAGUUCUGGCUGUCGGUUUAGGGUCAUUGUCCUGCUGGAAGGUGAAGGAACCCAAUCUUAAAUUUCUGCUGUCUCAAACAGGAUUUCCCUGUUUUUAUCUCCAUACAUCGUAGUAGCUACCCUCUCCUAUCUGAACAGAAGUCUUCCCACAGCAUGAUGCUACCACCACUACACUUCAACAUGGUGAUGGUAAGCUCAGGGUAAUGAGCAGUGUUACUUUUCCACCACAGAUAGUGUUUUGUAUGUAGGCCAAUAAAGCUAAAGUAGGAUCAGAGCUGACUAGGACAACUUUUUCCACAUGUCUGCUUUGUCCCCUACACAACUUGUGACAUACUGCAAAUAAAACCUUCAUUCCUUCAACAACAAUUGUCUUCUUACCACACUUUCAUAAAUGGCAGAUUAGUGAACAGUGUCAACAGAUUCCCCACCUAGGCUGCUCCUCUGAAGCUCCUCCAGAGCUACCAUGGGGCUCUUGGCUGCCUCUGCAAUUAAUCCUCUCCUCGCCUGACUUGUCAGUUUAGGUAGAUGACCAUGUCGUAAUAGGCCAAACUCAUUUUCCAUCUUGAAGUCUAAUGGAUAGAGCAGUGUUGUGUGCGAUGUUUAAAGGUUGAGACAUUGUUUCCAUAAAAGCCAGAUUUGUGGCAUGCAUGACUAAUACUUAUUGUGUCAACAGAUUCCCACACCUGAGGUAUGGAUCGUUUCAGAUAUUCAUUUAUGAAAAAUGUAAACCCAUCAUUUGCCUUCCACUUCAGUCAUCUGCUACUUUGUGUUGGUUUAUUGUAAAAGAAUACAAUAAAAUGACUAAAUCUGCAAGGGAGUGGUGUAAACUGCACUUCUGUAAAUGCAGACUUGAAAUAUACCCUAUUUAAACAAAACAUCAUGACACAAAAAAAUUCAAUCUUGACGCUUACAGAGUCGUCUAGGAUCAAAUAAUUAUCUCAGAAUUUGAUCAGGAUUAGGUUCAUCAAAAAUAUAUAUGAAUAUACCAAUUUCAGCUAGGAUGAUCAGAAGCAUGAAUCAGAUUAUAAUUUCUGUGUAUGAAUGGAUGCUGAGUGAUUAAAGUCGCUUGAAUCUCUGCACCUUUAAAUUUCUCAGCUCCUCCCUCUCCUCAGUGACAAGCCUGCAGAGCUGCUUCUUUAAUGCAUCCAGAGGAAAUGACAAACUAGAGGCGCUCUGUGGCCAGGCAUAUCAAAUAAUAUCACUGAUCCUGGGCUGUAGCCUCAGCCGCUCAACCCAUACUCACAUGUGAAUCCGCUAACUGGACACCUGCGGCCCCGCUCGUUACUUUGCGGACUCUCGGGGGCUGGAGCGGACUCGCUGAAUGGACGUCGAUGGGCUGGACUGAUAUCCACUUCAGUCGGACCGAGCAAGGGAGCGAAAGAGAGCACUGCAUGUUCAAGUUUCCUGCUCCAAGCAGAGGAGCAUCGCUGUGUGCGUGUUGGAUGCGUGUGGAGGUGCGUGUUGGGUGCGUUGCGCCCGCAGGAGCAGCAGCAGGAGCGGCGGUGGGAAGCGAAGUUUAGCGCCGUGAUUUUAUUAUUUUUUCGUUCCCUCUCCUUCAAUUUUGUUGUGUCGCUGUUAUGUCCCAGAGGUGGACAGGUGGGUUAACGUUUCCCCGAUGAAAACGGAUCAUCUGUGCAGAGGCUCAGUGAUCGUGACUGUGAUGAUGAUGUCGAGUAAGAGCGUGGAGUGGCUGCAGGACGAGCUGGAGUCCGGGACCGGCGCGCUGCUGCUGCUGGACUGCAGACCCCAUGAGCUGUACGAGUCCUCGCACAUCGAGUCGGCCAUCAACCUGGCCAUCCCGGGCCUCAUGCUGCGGAGGCUGAAGAAGGGCAACCUCCCCAUCCGCUCCAUCAUCCCCAAUAAUGAGGACAAGGACAAAUUCGUCAAGCGGUGCAAGACAGACGUGGUGCUCCUGUACGACGAGGCGACGUCGGAGCGACACGAGUCCGGGCUGGGGAGCUCCGUGAUGGGGCUGCUGCUGCAGAAGCUGCGGGACGACGGCUGCAAAGCUUUCUACCUGGAGGGAGGCUUCAACAAAUUCCAGUCAGAGUAUCCAGAGCACUGCGAGACCAAUCUGGACUGCUCGUGUCCCAGCAGCUCCCCGCCAGCCUCAGUCCUGGGCCUGGGAGGACUCCGCAUCAGCUCCGACUGCUCGGACGGAGAGUCCGACCGUGAGCCGAGCAGCGCCACGGAGUCGGAGGGCAGCCCCCUCCCUAAUAACCAGCCUGCCUUUCCCGUCCAGAUCCUGCCGUAUCUUUACCUGGGCUGUGCCAAAGACUCUGCAAACCUGGAUGUGCUCAGCAAGUACAACAUCAAGUACAUCCUGAAUGUCACGCCCAACUUGCCCAACAUGUUCGAGCACGAGGGAGACUUCAAGUACAAACAGAUCCCCAUCUCCGAUCACUGGAGUCAGAACCUCUCGCAGUUUUUCCCUGAGGCCAUUUCAUUUAUCGACGAGGCUCGUUCCAAAAAGUGUGGCAUCCUGGUCCACUGCUUGGCGGGGAUCAGCCGUUCGGUCACCGUCACCGUGGCCUACCUGAUGCAGAAACUCAACCUAUCACUCAAUGACGCCUACGACUUUGUCAAGCGGAAAAAGUCCAACAUUUCCCCCAAUUUCAACUUCAUGGGGCAGCUCCUGGACUUUGAGCGGACGCUGGGCCUCAACAGCCCUUGCGACAACCGCUCGACCUCCCCGCAGCGCGACCAACUCUUCUUCACCACCCCAACCAAUCACAACGUGUUUCAGCUGGACACACUGGAGUCCACUUGAAAGUAUGACUCGAGACUGUCCCCACCCCUUCUCUUCUUUAAGAGGUAGGAGGUAACAAGUGGCUGCACUUGGAGAUAAGCAGCCGGUUUUAUUGAAAGUUUUUCGCCUUCUGAGGCUCCUCGUUCAAGAGCCUGGCGGCAGAGCUGCUCUAGAGCGACGGGAGGGGUCACUGAAGCCAAGUUUAAGAAGAUGUGAGAGGAGUUUCUUUAACCCAGAGUGGGGAACUGUGGGUGUACACCUGAGUUGUCGUUGACAUCGAGGCUCGACUGAGUUGACUGAACGGCCGCAGCUUAAUACAAAGAUAGGAACAUGGAGGAUCCACAGAGAUGACAGCAUUGCCUCUAUCAUGCUGAGCUGGUGGUGUCUUGUGGAAAAUCUGGGAUUUACUUGCUCUACUGAACGUAGAGUGUUUUUCAAUACCAAGGAAUUAACACACACACUUAAAAAAAGUAUGUAAGUUUGUACUGUAUGUAUGUUAACAUACAUAGCAGGACAUGUAUGAGAAGUUCUUAACAAAUUCAAUAUGUCUAUAUGCAUUUUUGUAUAUUUUUAUGUACAUUUACGCACAGAUCUGUACCUUUUUAUAUAAAUAUAUGCUCUUUAUCUUUGUCCAAAAACAAAGUGAAUCAAUCUUAAAAUGGCUUAAGAGAUUGAGAAACUCAAGAAAGAGAAUGGUUGUUCGAGGAUUUGUUUUUUUCCGACUCAUUUUUAAUGCAGUUUGCACAGAUGUGUAGCCGUAGACAUGUUGGCACUUGAUGAAGAGGCAUUCAGAGAGGAGGAGGAGGGGCAGAAAGAGGAGAGGCCAGUCCCAGGCUGCGACGAGUCCUGAUAGCUGCACAGUGCGGUGAGGAGGAAUUGGGGAUCAGGAGUCGCGAACAGAGGCCUCUGAGGUCGGGGUCUGGGUGAAGGUUGGAAGUGUGAUGGUCCUUCUUCCCUCUCCAUAUAACUGUUUGAGGAGGAGCUAAGGGUUGUGUCCACCAGCGUGUCCAAAAUACCUUAGUCAUCUCAGUUAGAAACCAAACUCUGAACUCCCUUUGUUAUUGCAUCACAGCAGUUGUCUUCACAAGCUUGAUUUGCCAAAACUGGUUUCUGCCAGCUCAAACAUUUUUUUAAAUCUUUUAAGAAACUUCACUGAGAGGUUAGGGUUGACAUGAGAGCAUAAGGAGGGAGCAUUAACGGUUUUUAACUUUUUGGGCACCUUGUCAUAGAGGUCCCACACUUGCCAAAAAGGACACCAGGAAGAGGGACUGUAGGUGUAAUCUGGUGUUUUUGUUGAGGACUGAGACCGACGUCAGUGAUAGACUGCACUUAACUGUCCCUUAACUGCAUUAAGGGUCAGCAAAGGAGAAGGCUCUUAGCAAGGAUCAACCAUUUCAUUAGAGAUAGUUUUAAGCCUUGGCUAUAUCACAACAGAUAUAUAUUAAUAAUGAAAAGGGAAUUUAUAUAUUGUAGGUAUUUAACAAAUUGAUCUUGUUUUGUAUACCUGAGCAUGCUGUGGUGCUGUGUGCUCUCUAACAGUCUGUGUAACCAAGGGGUUGGUUGUUGCUUUAUAAUGUGGGAGGACUUUUUGUUUUUUGUUGCUGUUUUUACUGAUCACAGCAGCAUGCAAUACAAGGUAUAGAUGGUUUUCUGGGGCAAAAUGCACUUCUGCUAAACUAACAGGAAGUGUGAAAUGAAUUCAAACAAAAGGUAGAGAGUUCUGUAAUAAUACAGAGAAAAACUCAAUUUGGACAAAAGGAUAUUAGCAUACACCAUGUCACUCAGCUUAAGGUCUUAAUAUAAUCAUAUUUAAAUUUAGAUCAAAAGAAUAAAAUAAAGCAGCUAUUUGUGCUCUAGCUUUUAAUCUACCAAAUGUCAAAUUUAGUGACACAGCUAGGUCUAUUUAACCAAGGACAAACAUAGUCUUUGUGAUCAUGGAGUCAUUCUUAAAGCACAUUGGUUAUAGAGAUGCACCAAUCAGGUUUUUCACAGCCAGUUCCAGUUUUUGAUUUCUGAGGUCUAACUUGCCAGUGACAGUUCUGACCAAUUACCGUUUUUUUUUUCUUCCAGGAACUAUGACAGAUUAAAAAGAAAAAAAUUAUAGAAGAUUAAUUUGCUCCAUCCAGUUUCCCACAUGAACUGUGGUACUCAGGCUUUCUUAUCAAUGUGCUCUUUCCAUUACAACAGAAUAAUAAAGGUAGACUGCAAAUGGAGCUAAAUAUCCUACAAACACCUAUAAAAAUAGUUGUCCCUGAUUAGUUUAUAUUCUAAAUUAGAGAUGUCUUCUUAAAUAUAAAAUAAUCCAUUUGUAAAACCAAGUCACUAUUUAGAGUUGAAAUUGACAUUUUCCUAUCCAAAAACGAUAGUUUACUGGCUGUUAUUCUACAGCUUUUUCUUUAUUUUUUCCUUUCAAGCAGCUGGGCUUUCUUGAUGUAAUGUUUAGUAAGUUAAAAAAAUUUACAUUACUAUAAAAAAAAGAGGUUAGGUCUCUGUUUUGAUGUUUUUUAUAAAUAGGAAAAAACCCUCUGAUUUCUCAUUAUUUGACCUGCAGGUCACUGAUCAGAACCAAUCAAAUGAAAAUUGACCCUAUUCCAUUCUCUGGCCUGACCAAUUGGUGCAUCUCAAAUAAAUGUAUUUCUAGUUGGCAAAAAGUAAAGUGUAACCUGUUUUGAUUAAAAAUGAUUCAGAAAUACAUUUCAUGAAGCCCAGUGUGUGACAUAAGUAGAAUCAGACAUAAUUGGUUAUGAAAGUGCAGAUGUGGACAGGGUCAAAACAGAAACAAAGGUUUAUGUCUCUGUGAGGAACAGCAGUUGAAUCGCUCCGUUGGUUUAAGCUGGCCUUAUAUUAUCUUUCUAACUUGUUUCUAAUGCUGACUGUUCAAUACUCUUGUAAUCACACUUGUUAAAAGACAUUUCUCUGUUUUUUUGAAUAGGAACAUGGUAACCGUAGAUGGGCAUGCUGCCUUCUUUCCGUUACGGGUCACACGAGGUCCUCUUUGUUAUAUAUAAAUAUCAGAACACCUUGUUUUGCAGGAUUUUGUACAUCUUAGACAUCAAUGUUUUUAAAUUCCUCUCCCUUUGUAUGAUAUCUGCUCUGUAUAACUGUUCAAGAUCCAGCUGGAUCAUGAGCUUUUGGACUGAAGUAACAUUUCACCUGGGGCGAGUGUGUCCAACAUCAGAGGCCAUUGCAAACACACACACAUGCACCCAGACCUUUACACAGCCAGAGCUGUGCUUCAGCAUGCCAAUACAUGUCUCAACACCCAGCUUAAAUAAUUACAAGGGUUUUCUUUUCACUAUGUUUUGAUAUAAUGUGCUUUAUGCUAUUCCUGUGGCCUUUCAAUAUGAAUAUACUGUAUAAUCUCAGUAUAUGUAUACGUUUUGAAUUUAUAUGCAAAGUUCCUCUCAUAUUACUAAAACAAUACGACCGAGGUUCCUUGUUUAGAUUCAUAUCCCAUUUACAGUAAAACAAUAAGCAGCGAGAACUUGAUCAUUUGAACCCAAGGACUAUAUUUUAAAACGCAGCUUUUCUAUUUAAAGAGAACACAGUUUAUUUCAACCUGCUUUAUUCUUGGGGGGGUUCAGUGUGUUUCUAACAUCAAAGAGAAAUUGAGUCAUUUUCUCUGUUUGUAAAUUUGCAAGAUCAUGGGAACGGACGUUUCUGUGUCCUUUAAACUUGUAGCUACAGUACAUGUGCUUGCGAGGGGCAGGUGGUGUUAAAAGGAGAGCAGAGAAGAGGAAGGAGGUGAAUGAGUCGGUAAAUGUUACCUCAGUGAGGAAUUCUUCAGGGAUAUUUUUUUUGUUAUUUUCUUUUAUGACAAUGCAUCUUGCAUUGUGUUACAGCUUAAAAGUCACAUUGAAUAACUGUUUUAUUUUGCGCUAUAAGCGGUUUAAAAAAAAAAAAAAGAUGCAAUCUGUCAGACGGGCAUGUUAACCGGGGCAGUUUACCUUUCUGUCUACUGAGAGAAAUAUGAUUGACCCUACGUAGUGUACAAUGUAUGGAAGCAACUCAAGACAUGUUUAUACAGCAAAUAAAUCUUGAAAUAUUUUUUUCUUUAA
Girardinichthys multiradiatus is the source of this 7603-nucleotide messenger RNA. It is a transcript of the gene dusp7, whose product is annotated as dual specificity phosphatase 7. The transcript is spliced from 3 exons. The record is from RefSeq and is a predicted model, not a curated record. Gene Ontology annotation, cellular component: cytoplasm; cytosol. Gene Ontology annotation, biological process: negative regulation of MAPK cascade; protein dephosphorylation. Gene Ontology annotation, molecular function: MAP kinase tyrosine/serine/threonine phosphatase activity; protein tyrosine/threonine phosphatase activity. The coding region runs from base 2412 to 3566 and encodes 384 amino acids. Lineage: Eukaryota; Metazoa; Chordata; Actinopteri; Cyprinodontiformes; Goodeidae.